This is a messenger RNA of Elgaria multicarinata webbii, 5392 nucleotides long. Its product is annotated as KIAA0319 like. The record is from RefSeq and is a predicted model, not a curated record. The coding region runs from base 276 to 3596 and encodes 1106 amino acids. Gene Ontology annotation, biological process: neuron migration. Lineage: Eukaryota; Metazoa; Chordata; Lepidosauria; Squamata; Anguidae. The transcript has 21 exons. Gene Ontology annotation, cellular component: cytoplasmic vesicle; membrane; Golgi apparatus. Gene Ontology annotation, molecular function: protein binding.
GCUGGAGAGGGUUUGCGAGCGACGCGGGCAGAAGGACUGCGCCGCCUGGAUUGCGCCGAGCGCGUUAUGGAAGCGGAGAGGCGUAGGGAUCUGUGAAGCCGCUUGCCUGCCUGGUACCGAGUCGGACCUCUCGCCCUGAGAGGAGUGACUCCGCAGCAGCUGUCCAGGAUCUUACGUCCUGGGACCGAAGAUGCUGGGGACUGAAUCGAGAACCCAAUGAAAUAUAGGAGCUGGAUUCCACGUCGAGGGGAGUUCUGGGUCCACCCACAAAGGCCAUGGAGAAGAGGUUGGAAGACCAUUUUAGCACCAGCUCUCUGAACAUAUUGGAAGGCUUCCUUAGAAAAGGUGUGAAGUGUCUGGGCCAUCUUCACCUGCUCUACAUGUGUGCCUGCCUCAAUGCCUUCUGUUCCUAUACAGAUGCAAGCUGGAGCAGAAGCACUUGCCACCCAGGGAGGCCUCUGCGAGGGGGCCAUUUGAGCUCAAUAGAUGGUGUCCGCCUCCAGCUGCUGGAAGGAUUUCACUCUGUCCAGUCUUGUCAAGCUGCUUGCUGCGAGAGCCCUGCCUGUGAUGCCUUUUGGCUCAUUGGAAAGAUGUGCAUCCAGGUGAACUGUACAAAGUCUCACUGGUGUCAGGCGAUCUGGACUGACACCACUGACUCCAUCUUGGUGUUUGUAUCAAAGUCUGAGCGUGCAAUAGGUUCCCAGCCUGCAGUAGAGAGGAGAGCUUACCUUCCCAAGUGGUUGGACUGGAGGGAGGGACAUCAAAGUAAAGCAAGGAGACGAAGGUCCUUCAAAGAGUUGCCAGCACAGAGAGUACACUUGGACACAGGCUCCAGCAAUGGAAGCCCAGCAAGCCACCCAGUCCCAUCACAGCCCUUGGAUAGUAAGUCUACUCAUAAGGAUCCUGCAGAGCCUCAGUCUUCAGAGCAAGAAGCAAACCUUCCCAGAGAUGGCGUUAAUCCAGAAAAAAUCCUGCUGCCAAACAGUGAGAAUUCAGGAGCGCCAAAAUCCCAAAGCCCCCCAUCUCUUCCUCUCAGCAAUAAUGUGAACAGACCAAGUGACCUUGCUGGGGGUGACUCCAUGGGGGCUGCUGCAAGUACCUCCACGGCAGAACCCCCUCCGGCCGCUACGUCCCCCAGUCCUGUCGGGAACCUGGAGAAAGACAAGCCAUCCAACCACACUUCCGUCCAGCCCCUCUCCUUGGAGGAGGCCAUUCCAACUUUGAGCAUCCUUAAGGGAAAGGAUACUGGGAAGGUACAGAAGCUUACCCCAGUUCCAACUGGGACCCCCACCAAUGGUAGUGUUAUUGCAGUCCCGACAAAUCCUGCUGUGUUACCCAGCACUGCUGCCCCGACACCAGUUAUUAAGAAGCUGGCAGUUUCCGCUGGAGACAGCGUCCAGGUAACUCUACCAAAGAACGAAGUGGAGCUGAACGCAUACGUCUUGCCUCCCCCACCUAAAGGAACGAGCUACUCCUAUGAUUGGAGACUGAUUACUCAUCCUACUGACUAUAGCGGAGAGAUGGAAGGCCAGCACUCACAGAUUCUCAAGUUAUCCAAGCUCACGGUUGGCCUGUACGAAUUCAAUGUGAUCGUAGACGGCGAUAACGCGCAUGGAGAAGGCAUGGUGAAUGUUACGGUGAAACCAGAACCUCGAGUGAAUCAGCCCCCUGUGGCCGUUGUAUCACCCCAGUUCCUAGAGAUCUCACUGCCAACCACCUCUACUGUCAUUGAUGGCAGCCAAAGUACUGAUGAUGACAAAAUAGUCAGCUACCACUGGGAAGAACUGAAGGGCCCUCUUCGGGAGGAGAAGGUCUCUGCAGACACCGCUAUCCUGAAACUGACCAACUUGGUACCGGGAAAUUACACAUUCAGUCUCACUGUGGUGGACUCGGAUGGUGCCAGCAACUCUACCACCGCUACCCUGACGGUGAACAAAGCAGUGGAUUACCCACCUGUGGCGAACGCAGGUCCUAACCAAGUGAUCACACUGCCCCAAAACUCUAUCACCCUCUAUGGGAACCAGAGCACAGAUGACCAUGGCAUCGUCAGCUACGAAUGGUCCCUCAGUCCCAAGAGCAAAGGGAAGGUGGUAGAGAUGCAGGGAGUGAGGACCUCGACUCUGCAGCUCUCUGCGAUGCAUGAAGACGACUACACUUACCAGCUGACGGUGACGGAUUCUGCGGGCCACCAGUCCACUGCUGAAGUCACUGUGAUUGUCCAACCUGAAAACAAUAAGCCUCCCAAGGCAGAUGCUGGUCCAGACAAAGAACUGACUCUGCCUGUGGACAGCACCACUCUGGAUGGCAGCAAGAGCUCAGAUGACCAGAAGAUCGCCUCCUUUCUUUGGGAAAAAACACGGGGCCCAGAUGGCGUGAAGCUGGAGAAUGCCAACAGCAGCGUGGCCACAGUCACUGGGCUGGAGGUCGGGACGUACGAAUUCACGCUGACUGUCAAAGAUGAGCGGAACUUACAAAGCCAGAGCUCCGUUAACGUCAUUGUCAAGGAAGAGAUAAAUAAGCCACCCGUGGCAAAGAUUGCUGGGAAUGUCGUCAUCACCCUUCCUACAAACACGGCAGAGCUCGAUGGGUCGAGAUCUACAGAUGACAAGGGAAUCGUCACCUUCCUCUGGACGCGGGAUGAGAGCAGCCCUGCAGCUGGGGAGGUGCUAAAUAAUUCGGACCACCAUCCGGUGCUUUUCCUUUCCAAUCUGGUGGAGGGAACAUACAAGUUUCAUCUGAAAGUGACUGAUGCCAAAGGAGAGGGUGACAUGGCCAGGGCCACAGUGGAAGUAAAACCUGAUCCAAGGAAGAACAACCUCGUGGAGAUGAUCCUCGAUGUGAACGUCAGCCAGCUGACAGAACGGCAGAAGGGCAUGUUCAUCCGUCAGAUAGGUGUCCUGCUGGGGGUCUUGGAUUCAGACAUCACUGUGCAGAAAAUCCAGCCUUACACGGAGCAGAGCACGAAGAUGGUGUUCUACGUGUGGAAUCAGCCUCCUCACCAGAUCUUCAAAGGUCAUGACAUUGCCUGGACACUCAAGAGUGAGCUACGGAAGCAGCAGUCGGCCUUCCUCAUCUUCCGGGCACUGGAGAUCAAUACAGUCACAUGCCAGCUGAACUGUUCAGAGCAUGGGCACUGCAAUUCCUUCACCAAGCGCUGUGUCUGUGACCCUUUCUGGAUGGAGAACUUCGUCAGAGUGCAGAUGGGGGAUGGCGAGAGCAACUGUGAAUGGAGUGUGCUCUACGUCGUCAUCGCGUCGUUUGUUAUUGUGGUCUCCCUUGGGAUCGUCUCCUGGCUGGUGAUCUGCUGCUGCAAGAAACGCAAGGGGAAACCCAAAAGGAAGAGUAAAUACAAGAUCUUGGAUGCUACAGAUCAAGAGAGCCUGGAGUUAAAACCAAAUCCCAAAGCAGGCAGCAAGCAGAAAUCCCAGGCCCAGAACACCAGCCUGAUGCAUUCAGAGUCCGAGCUGGACAGUGACGAAGCCAUCUUUACCUGGCCGGACCGGGACAAGGGAAAGCUGCUGCACAACCAGAAUGGCUUCCUACGCAAUGGGCAGGUGACACCCAAGCCGAAGAACCAGCGGGAGGAGAUUCUAUAGCUGUGGGCUGCUGUUCGCGGAGGUCCAGCAAACGACGACGCAGAAAGCUGUUCUCCUCGGUUGCACGAUGAGCGCGUGGAGGCCGGCGGUGUGGUGUUCAGGGGAGCCCUGCGCGUGUCGUCCAUGGAGACGCCCCUUUGUUUACUGCUCUUCUUUUUCCAAUUUUCGAGUUAAACUGCCUGUACUUGAAUUUGGACUUCAAGGGAAAUUUUGGCAAACGAAGCUGUGAAUCAAAGACUGUGAAGGGCAGGUGCUGAUUCGCAAAUGCUGCAGGACUUUUAAAAAAAAACACUCCUGUGAAAAGCGCCAACACGCCCAGGACUGCAACACGGAGCCCCCGCUCUGCCCACCCCAAAAUCUGUUUGCCCUGGGGAGGGCAACUGUCUCCAUGCACUCCCUCCUGUGGGGGGCUGUUGGUUUGGUAUGGAGAACCACCGUGUGGCUCUUGCCCUUUCUCGAAAGCUGAGAUGCCUCGGACCGUGUUCUUUCUCAAACGCUCCCCCUUUCCCCAUCCCUCACGGGUGUCACUUUCUUCCCAAAAUGCAAAAGGAGGCCGGGCAUUGCGGUCUCCAGAGCAAAGGGAGAAAACUGCCCUUGGGUCAUGUUUACGAUGGUAAAGGGUGUUUCCCCCCCUUUAUGUUUUAAAUUAUUGUUAGUCUUGCCACUGGUGGGAACAGAAGUGAUGCCUCUGCAUCUGUGAUUCCCCGACUCCAGCCCUGUCCCCCAGCACCCCAUAUUAAUACUGCUGAAUGCCUCCCUCCAUGUAGUCAGUCACACUGUCGGAGCUCAAGGGUACCUUCGAUACACUCCCUGUUUCACAAAACACCUUUGCACAAGUCGGAAGAGGGAGCCAAAGAGGAGUGGGGCUAGAUGGGUUCCUGGGAUCCCCGGUAGAUCAAUGCCUCUUCCUCCCUGCCUCUUGCAUUUCCUUAUUUGUUGUUGUUGUUCGUUACAGGUCCGCUGUGUGCUCCUCACAUGAGCGGUUGGUUGCCCAAUGCCCCGGGGAUUCACAAAACCUCUCAUUUACCCAAAAUAACCGCAGCAGCCUCCGCUGAGCGCCUUGUUUGAUAGAGGCUGAGAGUUUUCCAUACUGUACAAACCAGCUCCCCUCGCUUUGUUUGGAUCAACGGAAGAGGCAGAGUUGCGUGAUCAUUGCAUGUGUGAUUUGCUCUCCCUCGUCUUUCUCUUCCCCUCCAUUUAUUACCUGCUUUAGUCCCUUCACCAUGACCUGCUUCACACUUGGAAAACAUCCUGUCUCUCCCUAAAGGCGAACAUGCCUAUGAUCCACUUUUCCUACCCCUUCUGCUCCUUCUCCCAGUCAACCCUGCCGCUGUCUAACACCAAGGGGCAACCCUUUCACCUGCCUGUAAUGUGAGGGGGGGUUGUUCUAAUUUUUUUAAAAACAACAACACAACAACCUGUAAUGUCAGGCUCUCUCUAAGUCAAGGAUGGCCACAUCCAUCCCCUAAACAAUUUCAUCUGGCCCUCCAGAGAUUGGCAGGCCAAAGUGAAAGACUCUGCAGUACUAAUUUUACUCCUUUAUUAAAAUAAUUGCCCGGGGGGGGGGGGGGGUUGGAGGGCAGGAAGAUGAGAACGUUAUACACUGACACCCCAAAUCGGUGUCUGGGGGGUGGGGAUGACCCCUGAGAACACAGAAGUUGGCCAUCCUUGCUCAAGGUGAAAAAUAAGCAUUCAGGUUCUCCUGGGUUCUGUUUACAUUGCUGCACUACUGAUUUGUGAAGGUAAUGAAGAAUAAAUAUGCUGCUCAGCUUGUGGGGGCACCUCUCCCCCUUGAA